AUGUUCCAACGAUUGCUCAUGCUAAUAUCAUGGCUCUUGGGAAAUGAAGCAGUACCCAUGUUUGCCGAUGAAAGGGAUUUCAUGAGGGAUAGAGAACGGCGGAGGCAGAACGGCACAAGCCAGCCACCAGACACCGGCCACCACCAGCCACCAAGGGAUUGGUCGGAGGAUUGCUAUUUUACGAUAUGUCUAAUAGCACUCUUGGUGUUUACCUUUUUGCCAAAACCCAGAGAACCCAGAGAACCCAGAGAACCCAGAGCCUUGAGGCCAACCAGAGCCGUGAGGCCAACCAGAGAAACCAGAGCCGUGAGGCCAACCAGAGCCGUGAGGCCAACCAGAGCCGUGAGGCCAACCAGAGCCGUGAGGCCAACCAGAGCCGUGAGGCCAACCAGAGCCGUGAGGGCCAACCAGAGCCGUGAGGCCAACCAGAGCCGUGAGGCCAACCAGAGCCGUGAGGCCAACCAGAGCCGUGAGGCUAACAAGAGCCGUGAGGCCAACCAGAGCCGUGAGGCCAACCAGAGCCGUGAGGCCAACAGGAGCCGUGAGGCCAACCAGAGCCGUGAGGCCAACCAGAGCCGUGAGGCCAACCAGAGCCGUGAGGCCAACCAGAGCCGUGAGGCCAACCAGAGCCGUGAGGCCAACCAGAGCCGUGAGGCCAACCAGAGCCGUGAGGCCAACCAGAGCCGUGAGGCCAGGAGCCGUGAGGCCAACCAGAGCCGUGAGGCCAACCAGAGCCGUGAGGCCAACCAGAGCCGUGAGGCCAACCAGAGCCGUGAGGCCAAGAGCCGUGAGGCCAACCAGAGCCGUGAGGCCAACCAGAGCCGUGAGGCCAACCAGAGCCGUGAGGCCAACCAGAGCCGUGAGGCCAACCAGAGCCGUGAGGAGCCGUGA
Molecule: messenger RNA, 891 nt
Organism: Daphnia magna
Lineage: Eukaryota; Metazoa; Arthropoda; Branchiopoda; Diplostraca; Daphniidae
Product: transcription initiation factor TFIID subunit 11-like
Exons: 2
Coding region: 1-891 (296 amino acids)
Source: RefSeq, a predicted model, not a curated record